UUCAAUGUGGAGAAGCUUACAGAUGGGUUAGCUUGCAAAACAAUAUCCAAAGUUGGAAACAGGACGGCGUGUACCCACCAGGACACGACCUGCCACGCAAACUUGACAGGCUGGGCAAGAGGAGCAUUAAUCUGAAGCAGAAAACAGAGCCAUGGUUAAGUUCAUGCUGUCCACCUUCUGCUUUCCAUGAAGCCACAACUUGACUGCAAAGACCCAGCUGUUCCUUCAACAGGAAACAUUUGAUCUUCCCCAUUGGUACGUCCAGCCUGUUCAGGGGCCAAUCACGUUGGGGCUUCGCCGCACUCAACGUCCGUGUGGACAACAGUGCAGCUGAGCUGCGCUUGGAAUCCCACGCAGAAGUGUAAAAGUGGAGACAGGUGCGUUUGCCUUGCUGGGAGUCUUUACGCUGCAGAGAAUCCUUUCCACUUUUCAAAGCAGUUCACAGGAAAACCCCUGAAUGUUUACCUUCUUCCGCACAAAUCAUAAAAAUGAGGGGAGCGACAAAAAUCGCGAGAGCUUGAGUCACUUCUGUUCAGUUUUGCCAACUUUGUGCUGCAGACCGUCCGAUCCUCUUCAACCCGAGCGGACACAGCAGCAGGAGGCGGAGGAGUGCAGAAGGAGGCUGGAUGAAGCAGGAGACGGGCAACUGAGCUUCAGCGAGCCGGGUACCCGCUUCCCCAUUCCGCAGCUGUCCCCCAAUGUCACCGGACAGGAUGAUGAUCAUUGGACUUUUGCUCAAUGUCUUUUCUCAGGGCGGUGUUACAGUAUCUGUGUCCUUAGAUUGUCUGGUGGCGGAACAGGGCUGUGUCCAGGAGCCGUCCUGCAAAGGCGUCUAUCGCCUGCUGGAGUACUGCGCGGCAGAGGAAGCCGUGUCGCCACUCGGUUCAGAUGCCCGCCUGGAGUGCCUGGAGGCCCAAAACUCACUGCAGGAUUAUCGCCCCCUUCAAGUCUGCAAGUGUCAGCGGGGCUCUCGCAGAGAGGAGCACUGCCUGAAGGUUUACUGGACUGUGAGAUUUGCAGCAUAUGAUGAGUAUGAAGUGUCCCCAUAUGAAGAGCUGAAGUUGAAUCUGGUGAGAAACAUAGAGGUAUCGCGUAUGGCCUCCAUUAUGGCAGCUUCCUCUGUUGUCGUGGACGGCCAGAACCAGUGUCUGAAGGCUGCUCAGGACUGCGGCCUGUAUGAGAAAUGUGGCUCCUUGCGUUCAGAGUAUGUGGUAGCUUGCACCAAGCGAGCAACAGCCACCGACAACAGCUGCAACCGCCAGAAAUGCCACAAAGCCCUGCGGCGCUUCCUGGAGCGUGUGCCAGAGGAGUACAGCUUUGCUCUGCUUUUCUGUCCCUGCUCUGACACUCUGUGUGGGGAGCGCCGGAGGAAAACCAUUGUGCCAUCAUGUUCGUUUGAGGAGAACGCAAGAGGGGAGGAAAGAGUAGGCAAGCCCAACUGCCUCAGCCUCCAGAACUACUGCUCCAGAGACGAGCUGUGUAGAUCCCGGUUUGCAGAUUUCCAACACAACUGUCAGCAGUCCUCUCUUUCUGCCUCUGGCUGUAUGCGAGAGAGCAGAGCCAUGUGCCUCAAGGCUUACACUGGACUCAUAGGAACCAUCAUGACUCCCAACUAUGUGAGCAACAGCAGCACGGAGGUGUCCCAGUGGUGCACAUGUGAAGGCAGCGGGAACGAACUGCAGGGCUGUCAACGCAUCCAAAAUCUCUUCAGCAACAACAUAUGUCUACGCAAUGCCAUCAGCUCCAUGGGAAUCUUGGCGCCUCCUCCGGUGGAACACACUCCAGUGCCAGUUUCUCAGCCCUCCCCUCGCGUCUUCCAGGAGAGGGUCCACGUUAGCGUCAACACGCUCCCUGAAUUCAACAGUAUGGAGGACAGUGACCAAGAGGAGGAACAAGAAGAGGGAGCAAAUGAGGAGUUCAAUGUCAUCCCACCAUACUCUGAGAAGGACUCCGACACUGAAUCAGGUGCCAGAGGGAGUCAGCGCGGAGAAGCUAGCCAAGUAGAGCUCGCUCUGCCAUUGCUGCUGCUGCCAGGCCUCUUCUUGAACUGGGAAUGCUGGAACGACUGAAGACUCGACUUUUCUUUCAGCUUAGAGUUUACAGUCGCUAUUGGUGUCGAAUUCAUUGCAGCCCUCACUGUGAAACACAGUCGACGGUUACGGAAAAGACAUGUAAAUGCCUCCAAAAACGUUUGUGUCCUAUUCCUUCGAACACUGUAAAAUAUCCCAACUUGUUUUUUUUUAAUUUCCUUUUAAGCAUUUAUAAGACAUUACUCAUCCUUCAGUUUAUUUGCUUAAGUGACCUUUCCUCAAUGUGAGUACAUGGGUGAAUUGCAAAGUACUGUUUGGGCAAAAGCUGCCUGUCCUUUAAAGUAAAAAAGUAAUACACAGUACUUCACAAAGAAGCUUAUCGCCCAGCGCUACGCUUUUACUCUCCGGAAAACCAUAACCAGUCUACUCGACUGCAAUGAGGUGGGAGCACAGCUUUUGAUUUCUAUUUCAUAACUCAUGUUGCAUCCAUUUCUCUGCUGCUCCUUUGGCUCUUCCUCUAUCUUCAUCAUGCUAAAAAAAACAAAAAACAAAACAAUAAUCCACUUCAUAACAAGCUAAUAAAAGAGGAAGCCACAUUUAAACCAUUUUGUGAAAAAUAAAAUAGGAUCUCUUAAAAAUUGCGUCAUUUGACAAGACAGGGAUGAGCUUCAAAAUGAUGUGCCGUCACGUUUUGUACGCUUAUUCUAACUCCACGCACCGAAAAUCAUGACAAAAGUCACUUUUGCUCUUUCUUUUUUUUUGUUAACACACCACUUAGCAUUAUUCCUCCUGCACCAAGCGGCUGAGAACUCGGGCGAAAGUAAUGAGAUCAAAUUCCAUUGUAGAAACGGUGUUGGGAGAAAAGCAAUAUAAGCAAUUACUGCACGAUUCAAAUUGCUCCCAUGCAGGGGGGAAAGUCUGGAGUAAAGCUCACGGGAGAGAAAAGCCAAUUUGCUGCUGUCAUGGCCUCUCACUUUUUUAUCCUUAGGAGAUCUAGUUUUAGUGCUCCUUCCCCAACAUGUACCUUAGAUGUUUUGAAAGCAAAAUGAAGUGAUAGGGAUGGACAUCGGAGGCUGAAGAGCCUGCUGGCUGCUCUCGUCACUGGCCAGCACAUUCAGCCAUUCUCUCUGCUUUAAAUGCUGAUGUUUUGCUGAUGUUAAUAGUUUUUCCUUUUAUGGCUCAUUUUCCUGUAAAAUUAAGGAGCUGCAGAUACAGAGGUGAAAGGAAGUUUUUAUAGAGAGAUAAACCCGUCUAAUUUCAAAACUUAGAACUAAACUAACUAACUAAACUGACUUCUGUAAAGAUUUUUGUUUUUGAACUCAGUAUUUGCAAUGGUUGAACUGAAAUUCACUUGUGAUGUCUCGGAUAAAGAGGAAAAGGCUGAAUGAGCCCGCAGCUUUUUUGAAGUGUACAGUAGUGUCUGGUCUUGUUUACUUGACAGGUUAUUAAAAUUAAGACUUAACUUUGGAUGCAAACUGAGAAGGACAGUUCUCAAAAAGCAGUUCUUCCCUGAAUCCAGCUCCAUCUUUCUUCACAUUUUCUAGAAGUCAACGUUAAACUUUAAUUGGAUUUUGUGAGUUUAGUAAAUACGACUUGACUGUUACAUGCUUCAGGGCAAAGUGACAUCAUUCUGUUUUUUUUGACCAUUCCUUGCUGAAAACAGCUGAGUGGAUGGACAACUCUUCAGUUUGCUAAAUUUUCAAAGUCCAAACCAGAAAAACUGAAAUACAACAUCAGACCGGGCAACAAAAGCUUGUUUGGUUUUAAUCAUGUGAUCAUGAGAGUUCUAAGUUAAAUAUGGUGGUGUAAUAGUUAACUAUUUACCAGCGUCAGAAGCUCAUGUAGGGUUGGUGUUCUCUGUUGCUCUCAGUAAUCCCAAGCAUGAAGUCAAAAGAUUUCUUUUUAGAUUCUUAAAGAUGUUUUAUAUCAGUUUAAUUUUAAUUCUCAUUUAAAGCCCUUUCUCAAUUUAAGUACACUAUUUUGGUCAGCUACUAACUUCGUAGGCCUAAAGCCCAUCCAGGUAAAUUAAGAGUAGAAAAUGCUGGAUUAUUGUAUUAUAUACUUCCACAUUAUAAUUGUAGUCCACUUAACACAAUCAGAUGCUUAAGAUUGUUCAAUUUUUGUUUUUCUUGACGUCGACCACAUUUUUGUCCGAACGAAGUUUCUGCUCUAACAGUUAAACUCUCAACUGUUUCUAGACAUCCGAAUCAACACACAUCUACAGUAAUCAAUAAUCUCAGACCUGCUAAUAUUUAGCUUUCACCCUAUUUUCCCCCCCGAAAUAUUUCGACAAAACUCAGAAAAUGUUUUGCUGCUUCACAAACACUGAAUAUCUUAAAAUCUAAAGACUAGUUUAUCAGCUAAACUUGACCCUGGUGUGGUCAUCCACCAAAGCCUUUCACUUGAAAUAUAAUGUCCUACCAAAUAUUCCACCCUGCAGUUCUUUGUGAUUGCACGUUAUAUUGUAACAUACACAAUCAAAUAUCCAGAAAAGAUGAUGUGAAAUGCCAAUAAGUACAGCGAUGACUAGUUAAAACCUAAUUUCAACUAAAGAAUUGUCAUUUUGUGCUGAGAAAAACAUUGAUGAAACGUGACCACCUAUCAGACAGAGAAGUGCAUCAGUCAAAACAGUUCCUUUUAUUAUGAAUAGCAACAUCAAAACAUCAAAUAUGGAUGACCUACACAGUUUUGCAAGCCAUGCACAAGCCAGUAGGCAAUUGUCUAAAUAAACAUAGCAUAACAACAGAAGAGUAAAGUCAGGAACUCUGAUCAGAAUCAGAAACUGAGUCUGAUAGACUCAGUUCGUUUGGGGACCAAGAUUGCAACAUUUGUUAAAUCGUCAGGUGGUGGUUUCACACUGCACUGUGCCAAACAAACCAAACUCUUUCAAAAACCUACUUACCCCCUCGCUUCUGUUGGCUCUACUCCAAGAACCACUGACGGAAACAACACAAAAAUGUCUGAAGAAGCCAUGAGCGCAAGUUCCUUCUUGAUGAAAAGUAAACAAAAAUGGAGUGGCGUCAAAUUUUAGCGGUUAUAGAGUUUCUCUUUUAAUUUUGGCAAAAGACUGAGUCAUUUUCCUACUAGCACUAUAAUUUUGACUCUUGAACGUGAGGAACUGGUAUCCACUCUAUUUUAGCCUUUUUGUCUUGUUUAUGAGCUUACAUAUAUUUUGUCAGUAAAUAGCUUUCGUUUAUAUUUGUAAACAUUAAUGUCCCAGAUUGGUUCUGUUUGUUGAGGGGUUUCAAAGAAGAAAAACUCUACAUUUAUAGAAUCUAAAUCUUACAAGAACUAUGUAAAUACCUACCAAAUUAGACAGUUUGUAGUUUAUAUCAUAAGAGUAGUAAGACCAUGUACAUCACUGUUUCACAUGCUAAAGUUAUUGUAAAAACAUAUCAAACAUAGCAGAUGUUUCUGUGUAUUUCCUGUAAUGUUGUGCCAUAGAAAAAAAAGUAUGUCAGUUUGUUUACAGAAUAAAAAGUCUCAUUAAAAUGUGUUCUUAUCUAACACA
Molecule: messenger RNA, 5541 nt
Organism: Xiphophorus hellerii (green swordtail)
Lineage: Eukaryota; Metazoa; Chordata; Actinopteri; Cyprinodontiformes; Poeciliidae
Product: GDNF family receptor alpha-4-like
Exons: 9
Coding region: 699-2069 (456 amino acids)
Biological process (GO): nervous system development
Cellular component (GO): external side of plasma membrane; signaling receptor complex
Molecular function (GO): signaling receptor activity
Source: RefSeq, a predicted model, not a curated record